Zingiber officinale is the source of this 3279-nucleotide messenger RNA. RefSeq names its product leucine-rich repeat receptor-like serine/threonine-protein kinase BAM1. The transcript is spliced from 2 exons. Gene Ontology annotation, molecular function: receptor serine/threonine kinase binding; protein kinase activity; ATP binding. The coding region runs from base 36 to 3041 and encodes 1001 amino acids. NCBI's taxonomy places the organism in Eukaryota, Viridiplantae, Streptophyta, Magnoliopsida, Zingiberales, Zingiberaceae. The record is from RefSeq and is a predicted model, not a curated record. Gene Ontology annotation, biological process: protein phosphorylation.
UCGUCGUUGUCCUUCCCUUAGCUCGACCCAAAGCUAUGGCGCCUGCGCGGCCCGGCCACCGCCGCCGCCACCAAAUCCUCUUCUUCUUCCUCCUCCUUGCCGUCGAGCCGCUCGCUGCGUUGGCGCAGAAAGAGACGGAGGCUGACGCCCUGCUUGAAAUCAAAGCGGCCGUCUCCGACCCCUCCCUUGUGCUCUCCGCCUGGAACUCCUCCUCCGGCGACGGACAUUGUUCGUGGCCAGGAGUCACCUGUGACCCUCUCCAGGCCUUCGUCGAGUCCCUCGAUCUGACUGGACUCAACCUCUCAGGCGUGCUCUCACCCGCCGUCGGACGCCUCGGCCACCUCCUCAAUCUCUCCGCCGCCUCGAACUCAUUCUCCGGCCCCAUCCCUUCCGAGCUCUCUCGCCUGGUAAGCCUCCGCCAUCUCAAUCUCUCCAACAAUAUUUUCAAUGGAACCUUCCCGUCCUCCCUUGCCCGCCUCAAGAACCUCGUCGUCCUCGACCUCUACAACAAUAACCUCACCGGCCCCCUCCCGACGGAAGUAUCCGAGCUUCCCAACCUCCGCCACCUCCAUCUAGGAGGCAACUUCUUCACCGGCAUCAUCCCGCCGGAGUUUGGUCGUUGGGAGUUCCUCGAGUAUCUAGCCGUUUCCGGCAACGAACUCGUGGGAUCCCUGCCGCGGGAAAUCGGUAAUCUCACCCGUCUCCGGCAGCUCUACGUUGGUUAUUUCAACAGCUUUGAGGGCGGCAUCCCGCCGGAGAUUGGUGGGCUAUCGUCGCUCGUUCGUCUCGACAUGGCCAACUGCGGCCUGACAGGGGAAAUCCCACCGGAGCUCGGGAACCUCCGGAACCUUGACACGCUGUUCCUCCAGGUGAACGGCCUCUCGAACAAUCUUCCCCCGGAGAUCGGCCGCCUAGGCAGCCUCAAGUCGAUGGAUCUCUCCAACAAUGCCCUCUCCGGCGAGAUCCCAUCUACCUUCGCGGAGCUCCGCAAUCUGACCCUGCUCAAUCUGUUCCGCAACAAACUCCAUGGGUCGAUCCCGGACUUCCUCGGCGACCUGCCGGCUCUGGAGGUGCUCCAGCUAUGGGAGAACAACUUCACCGGCAAUAUUCCCCGACGGCUUGGGCAGAGUGGGCGUCUGCAGAUCCUCGACAUAUCAUCGAACAAGCUUACCGGAACGCUACCGCCGGACCUCUGUUCGGAGAACCGCCUACAAACCCUAAUCGCCCUCGGCAACUUCCUUUUCGGCCCCAUUCCAGAGACCCUCAGCACGUGCAAAUCACUAGCCAGGAUUCGAAUGGGGGAGAACUACCUCAACGGAUCCAUCCCCGAUGUCCUGUUCAGUUUGCCGAAACUCUCACAAAUCGAGCUCCAGGACAAUAUCCUCACCGGUGGGUUCCCGGACACCGGCGCCGCUGCCAUCUCGCCGGACCUAGGGCAGAUUAACCUCUCCAACAACAGGCUUUCGGGGUCUCUUCCGCCGUCCAUAGGAAACUUCUCCGGCCUCCAGAAGCUCCUCUUGAACCAGAACCAGUUUUCUGGCCGCAUCCCUCCGGAGAUUGGGUUGUUGCAGGAACUCUCCAAGGUGGACUUCAGCGGCAACCGCUUCUCCGGCCAGAUGGAGCCGGAAAUAAGCCACUGCAAGCUCUUAACUUUCGUCGACCUCAGCCGCAACGAGCUCUCCGGGGAGAUUCCACCGGAGAUUUCCGGAAUGCGAAUCUUGAACUACCUCAAUUUAUCGAGAAACCAUCUCGAGGGGAGUAUUCCUCAGUCGAUCGGCACGAUGCAGAGCCUCACGGCGGUCGAUUUCUCUUACAACAAUCUCUCUGGUCCAGUCCCUUCCGCCGGGCAGUUCAGUUACUUCAAUGCGAGCUCAUUUGUGGGGAAUCCAGAUCUCUGCGGUCCUUACCUUGUCUCCUGUAGCCCCACCAUUAACGGCGGCAACUCCAGUCAUCCAAAGGGGCCGCUUCCAGCCUCCUUCAAGAUGCUCCUGGUCAUCGCUCUCCUCGUCUGUUCCAUCGUCUUCUCCAUCGCCGCCAUUAUCAAGGCCUGGUCUCUAAAGAAAGCUAGCGAGGCCCGGAUGUGGCGUCUCACCGCCUUCCAGCGCCUCGAUUUCACCUGUGACGACGUCCUCGACUGUCUCAAGGAGGAGAACAUCAUCGGCAAAGGUGGCGCUGGGAUCGUGUUCAAGGGCAUAAUGCCCAAUGGCGAGCAGGUGGCGGUGAAGCGGCUCCCGGCAAUGACCCGUGGGUCGCCGCACGACCACGGAUUCUCGGCGGAGAUUCAAACGCUCGGCCGGAUUCGUCACCGCCACAUCGUGAGGCUGCUCGGCUUCUGUUCCAAUCACGAGACCAAUCUGCUGGUGUACGAGUACAUGCCCAAUGGGAGCCUCGGCGAGGUCCUCCACGGGACCAAGGGCGGCCACCUGCUCUGGGACACCCGGUACAAGAUCGCCGUCGAUGCGGCGAAGGGACUCUGCUAUCUCCAUCACGACUGCUCGCCGCUCAUCCUCCACCGCGACGUCAAGUCCAACAACAUUCUCCUCGACUCCAACUUCGAAGCCCACGUGGCGGACUUCGGCCUCGCGAAGUUCUUGCAGGAUUCCGGCACCUCCGAGUACAUGUCGGCCAUCGCCGGCUCCUACGGCUACAUUGCUCCAGAGUACGCAUACACGUUGAAGGUGGACGAGAAGAGCGACGUGUACAGCUUCGGGGUGGUGCUUCUGGAGCUGGUGACCGGCCGGAGGCCGGUGGGGGAGUUCGGCGACGGAGUGGACAUCGUGCAGUGGGUUCGGAAAAUGACGGGCUCCAUCAAGGAGGCAGUGCUGAAGGUUACAGAUCCUCGGAUCCCUGCGGUUCCUCUGGACGAGAUCAUGCACGUCUUCUACGUCGCCAUGCUCUGCGUCGAAGAGCAGAGCGUGGAACGGCCGACCAUGAGGGAGGUGGUUCAAAUCCUAAUGGAUCUUCCGAGACCGGGAGCUGCACCGGCGAUCAAGGACGAAGAAUCACGGAGCUCGCCGCCGCCGGAUCUCCUGAGCAUUUGAAGUGCAGCUGUGGUUAAGUAAAAUUUUGCGCCGUGGUUGCGCCAUGAGCCUUCCCGUGGGUUCCUUCCUUUCCUGUACAGCUCUUGUAAGUUGUGGUGAUGGUUGGUGGUUGUUUAAGGUGGAGUUCCUUUUGGCUCUUAAUGCUGCUGGUAGUCCAGCUAAUUAAUUCUCUACUUGUGUAAGUUGUGGAAUUUUAUCAGGUAAAAGAAAUGGUAAAGCCGUAAAGGUAGUUUGUUUC